CGCUUCCGUCCGGCGGUCCGGCGGUCCCGGUCAGCGUCGCGCGGCUGCUAGGUGGAUGAAGCCAGUGAGACUCAUGAAGGUGUUCGUCACCCGCAGGAUCCCCCCCGAGGGCUGGGCCGCUCUCGCCCGCGCCGCAGACUGCCAGGUGGAGCACUGGGACUCGGAUGAGCCAAUCCCCGACAAGGAGCUGGAGCGAGGUGUGGCCGGGGCCCACGGCCUACUCUGUCUCCUCACUGACCGCGUGGACAAGAGGCUCCUGGAUGCCGCAGGAGCCAAUCUCAAAGUCAUCAGCACAAUGUCCGUGGGCGUUGACCACCUGGCUUUGGAUGAAAUCAAGAAGCGUGGCAUCCGUGUGGGCUACACCCCAGAUGUCCUGACAGACGCCACGGCAGAACUCGCCGUCUCCCUGCUGCUCACCACCUGUCGCCGCUUGCCAGAAGCCAUCGAGGAAGUGAGGAACGGUGGCUGGACCUCAUGGAAGCCCCUGUGGAUGUGUGGCUAUGGACUCACGCAGAGCACUGUCGGCAUCAUCGGGCUGGGACGCAUAGGUCAGGCCAUCGCUCGACGUCUGAAGCCAUUCGGCAUCCAGAAAUUUCUAUACACAGGGCGCCAGCCCAGGCCUCAGGAAGCAGCAGAAUUCCAGGCCGAGUUUGUGUCCACCCCCAAGCUGGCCGCCGAGUCUGAUUUCAUCAUUGUGGCCUGCUCCUUAACGCCUGCAACCAAGGGACUCUGCAACAAGGACUUCUUCCAGCAGAUGAAAAAGACAGCCGUGUUUGUCAACAUCAGCAGGGGAGACGUGGUGAACCAGGACGACCUGUAUCAGGCCUUGGCUGGCGGGCAGAUUGCCGCUGCUGGAAUGGAUGUGACGACCCCAGAACCGCUGCCGACAAACCACCCUCUCCUGACUCUGAAGAACUGUGUGAUCCUACCCCACAUUGGCAGUGCCACCUACGGAACCCGAAACACCAUGUCCCUGUUGGCAGCUAACAACUUGCUGGCUGGACUGAGAGGGGAGCCGAUGCCCAGUGAACUCAAGCUGUAGCCAGACAGGAGUCCCGGAGGGUCAGGAGGCCAGCGGUGCCCUUGGAGUCUGUCAGUGGGCGUAGGCUUCAUUUGGGCCCACAGGACGGGAGCCAAGGGAGAGUCUGAUCUGUUCCGAUCCUGCGGAAUGAAGACCAGGGCUGACACACGGGCUUGCCACUUUUGUGAUUGGAAUCGUCUGAGCCAAAAGUAUGUGAUCCUAUUAAAUGAUGGUCUGAGA
Molecule: messenger RNA, 1261 nt
Organism: Lynx canadensis (Canada lynx)
Lineage: Eukaryota; Metazoa; Chordata; Mammalia; Carnivora; Felidae
Gene: GRHPR
Product: glyoxylate and hydroxypyruvate reductase
Exons: 9
Coding region: 56-1042 (328 amino acids)
Cellular component (GO): cytosol
Molecular function (GO): hydroxypyruvate reductase (NADH) activity; glyoxylate reductase (NADPH) activity; NAD binding
Source: RefSeq, a predicted model, not a curated record